This is a messenger RNA of Oxyura jamaicensis (ruddy duck), 6530 nucleotides long. RefSeq names its product adhesion G protein-coupled receptor G2 (gene ADGRG2). The record is from RefSeq and is a predicted model, not a curated record. Gene Ontology annotation, cellular component: membrane. Gene Ontology annotation, molecular function: G protein-coupled receptor activity. The transcript has 28 exons. Gene Ontology annotation, biological process: cell surface receptor signaling pathway; adenylate cyclase-activating G protein-coupled receptor signaling pathway. Bases 289 to 4302 code for a protein of 1337 amino acids. NCBI's taxonomy places the organism in Eukaryota, Metazoa, Chordata, Aves, Anseriformes, Anatidae.
AUUCAGGAAAGAUUUGGACUCCACGAGAGAAUAACUUGUUAAAUUUUGAUAGUUUUUAGUUCUUAAUAUGUAAUAUGAUCAGUGCCCUUGACAAACAGAGCAUGACUUUAAAACCAAUUGCUAUGUAUGAGUUUUGAAUUUUAUAUUUUCAAUGGCAUACUAGAUUAGAUUAUUUGAAGGCCAAAAUCAGGAUAGAUCAUAGAAUUAGUCUCAUUGACUUCAACUGAAGAAUUGGAAUGAAUAGGGCAUGCUAUAUUUGGCCUGAGCUGUGAGCUUUCUGAUAAAUGAAUGGUUGCCUGGGGAAAACAGCACUGCUGUGUUGGCAGAAUACAGCACAUUUUAUUGAGAUUCAGGAUUGCUCUAGCAGUCCUUUUACUUCAUUUGUUCCUGGCUACAGCAGGCAAAGAUCGCGAGGAUUUCCUAGGACGAUACAAAGCAGUCUUUAAGACCGAAUGUGAAGAUCCUUGGAUUAUGUCACCAAGAAUUUCUCUGCUUUCCUUGAAAGAAUUCACUGUCUGUGUGCACCUCAAGCUAAAUUCCUCGAGUAGUCCCUGGACAGCAUAUGUGUACAAUCAAGAAACACCUAACAGCAAUCUCUCUGCAAAUAAGUAUGAUCUUGGACUUACCGGAGAUCAUGGUAAAUUGGGGAUAUGGUUGUUUGGAAAUCAAAUAAAUAUGACAGCAGUGCUUCGUGAAAAUACCUGGCAUCAAAUAUGUAUCCAGUGGAAAAGUGACAACGAGGAGAUGAAGUUAUUCAUAAAUGGAACAAAAAAAGGAAACAAGAAGCUACCUGGAAAAAUACAUCUUCCUGGAAAAGGGCAGUUUUUACUUGGCUGUGCAAAGCUGCCAGGUACAGCUACGUCACCUAACCUGGGUAUGGCUGGGGAGCUGUACAUGUUCAGAAUGUGGGAUAAAGCAGAUAUAAAACAUGCCAAGGACUGCGAAGACGGUAGUGUUGUGCGCUGGAGAAAGGAGGAUUGGGUCUAUAAUAAGACAAUAGAAGAGGAUAAUUCUUUGCCAUGUGAAACAGAAGAAACCACUGGACCUUCAGCUUCACAUUCAGGAGCAUCAGCUGCAACAACCGUUUCUGAGAUGUCUUCAGAUGAUACUGCAAAAACUGCAGAAACUCUUAACGUCACUGACUAUUACUCCACCAUAACACCAGCAGGAGAAACCAUUUUAUGCAACACAUCGUCUGUCUGCAAUUUUUCAGUGUUCUAUGUGGGCAAGGUAAAACUUCAGGCAAGAGAAGAAAGUAACACAUCACUAAAUGUAGAAAUAAUUAAUAAUGUAACCAUCAACAAUCAAGUUGCAAACUUAAUUCCAAUUUCAACACCAACCCUACAAGAACUGAGAAUUUCAGAAUUCAACAAAACCUUGCAAGAAGUAAGUGAGUCCUCUGUUAUGGAAUGCAGUGCAGAAAAUCAGAGUAUACACUGCAAUUUCAUAAUAAAGCUGGCUAAGAAAGAGAACAUAAGCAGUUUAAGAGACAGAGCAGAAGUAAGCAAAAUUGAACAGUGCUGCUGCUCAUCAUUGAAGUAUUGUUCCUUGACUGCUGAAGAAUUAAAAAUGUAUACGAUAGAAGUGCCGCCUCAUCCCAUAUGGGUUCCUUUCUUUCGUUCUUCUUCUCCCCCUAAAAAGACUGCAGUCCCUUCCUUCAAAUCUAAUGCUUUUCUUUCCCCCACUGUGCUUUCUGUAAAUCAAAACCCCACAGUUAGACCAUUGAUCCCACCAUUCACGGAAACUUCCUUUUCGGGAACUCUCUCCACAUCUCCUCUAUCUGAGACUUCUGCCACAUCUACUACUGCAGCUUCAUCUUCUACCACUGAUACCACAACACUUUCCACUUCUGAAUCCCUUGCUCAACCUACUGGGCCAACUUUUCCUUCCAUAGCUUCUAAUAAAUCUCUCACUACAGCUCUGUCUUCCACAACUGCAACAAAAUCUGUUGCUAAUGUUGCUCUCUCAAUUAAAUCUGAUGCUACAUAUCUUAGCAAGCCUAUCACAAUUAUUUCUCCUGCUGUAGGUUUCACUAAACCUACUGCAGUUUCCUCUACUGAGCUUCCCCCCAGACCUCCAAUAGCAAUUCCACCUAUUGAGACUACCACCAAAUCUGUUGCACAAAUUCCUCCUGCUACAGAUUCAACCCAACCUAUUAUUGGUAACAAAAACAUUACUUCAGCACCUACUCUUCCUUUUACUCCUUUCACAAUAACUUUGGCCCCUACUGUUAGUCCUGUCAAACAUUCUGUCUCACCUUCUCAUCCUCAUUCUACUGCUGAUGGCCAUGGUAGCCUGCCUAAUGGAAGCACAGGAAAGAUACUGUCAGCUACUACGUACACAACUUCCAUAUAUACCACCAUCCAUGUCACCAGAACUGACCAAAUCUUGUCCAAAAUAGAAAAUGAUCUAGCAGCUGGAAAAGUAGAGCCAAAUUACGUAGGAAGGAUGAUUAGUGAGGUUAGCAAAGUCCUGAAUGAUCCUCAGUCAUUAUCACCUGAAAUUUCUAACAGAAUUAUAAAACUGGUGGAUUAUAUGGGCUUAAAACUGAACUUUUCAACAACGUCUGCUGAUUUUUCCUCCCCAUCCUUGGCUCUGGCAGUUGUCAAAACCAAUAGCAUCCGCUCCAACCAAAUGUCUUUUGCUGUCCAGGACUCAUCCGAUCUCCAGAUCUCUCUUGGCAUUAAUGCACUUCAGGACUUAAAUAAUCUUGGAUCAAUUACACUUCCUUCAUCAUUGCUGACAAAUUUACCUCUCGAAGAGCUGGGUUUGGCUUCUAGAAUUAUAUUCAAUUUCUUUAAAAAGACUGCUGUGUUCCAGGAUCCGUCCUUGAAGAAUGCAUCUUUAAUCAGCAGUGUUAUAUCAUCAAGUGUUGCUAACCUCACAAUUAAAAACUUAAAGGCAAAUGUUACUGUCACUUUACAGAAUAUCAGACCUAAUCAGGAUAAUUCAACAGUUAGAUGUGUUUUUUGGGACUUUAAUAAAAAUGGUGGAAAUGGAGGCUGGUCGUAUGAAGGUUGCAUUGUUAAAGAAAGUAGAGUAAAUGAAACAGUCUGUUCAUGCAACCACCUCACAAGCUUUGCAGUUUUGAUGAACUUGUAUGGAAAUACUCCUUUAAGUCCCACGCAAGAAUUGGUACUGACUUUUAUAUCUUAUAUAGGCUGUGGCCUCUCUGCAAUUUUUCUUUCUGUCACUCUUGUGACCUACAUAGCCUUCGAGAAAAUCCGGAGAGACUACCCCUCCAAAAUCUUAAUCCAACUCUGUGCUGCAUUACUUCUACUCAACCUAGUUUUCCUCCUUGACUCAUGGAUUGCGUUAUAUGAUACACAAGGCCUAUGCAUUGCAGUUGCUGUAUUUCUUCACUAUUUUCUCUUGGUUUCCUUCACCUGGAUGGGCCUAGAAGCUUUCCACAUGUAUCUUGCCCUUGUGAAAGUCUUUAAUACCUAUGUUCGGAAGUACAUUCUUAAAUUUUGCAUUGUUGGUUGGGGGUUACCAGCAGUAGUUGUUGCCAUUGUGUUGGCGGUAUCACCAGAUAAUUAUGGAUUAAAAUCCACUGGAAAGGUUUCAAAAACAAGACCUGAUGAAUUCUGCUGGAUUAAAAAUGACAUUGUCUUCUAUAUUACUGCUGUGGGAUACUUCUGUGUGAUAUUCCUGAUCAAUAUCAGCAUGUUCAUUGUUGUGCUGAUCCAGCUCUGUCGCAUUAAAAAGAAAAAACAACUUGGUGCUCAAAGAAAAACAAGUAUUCAGGACCUCAGGAGUGUUGCUGGCCUCACGUUCUUGUUGGGAAUUACUUGGGGAUUUGCUUUCUUCACAGUAAAUGAGGUGUUUACUUACCUCUUUACCAUUUUCAACACUUUGCAAGGAUUCUUCAUUUUUAUCUUCUAUUGUGUAACAAAGGAAAAUGUCCGUAAACAGUGGAGAAGAUACCUUUGUUGUGGGAAAUUCAGGCUGGCUGAAAACUCUGACUGGAGUAGAACUGCUACUAAUGGUUUGAAGAAGCAGACUGUAAAUCAAGGUGUAUCCAGUUCUUCCAAUUCCUUACAAUCAAACAGUAACUCCACUAAUUCAACAACACUGCUAAUGAAUAAUGAUUAUUCAGUGCACACAAAUGGAAAUGGCCAUAUUUCCAGUGAGAAGAAUGGUGUUUCUUUCAGCGUACAGAAUGGUGAUGUAUGUCUUCAUGACUUCUCAGGCAAACAACUUGUAUUCCAAGAAAAGGAUGAUACAGGCAGCCAAAAUAGCCAUAUCUCACUCAGAAGGACUUCAAAGAGGGGAAGCCUAACUUUCAUUGAGAAAAUGUGAUUUCCUUUUAAACAGAACAUUGUUUUACAGUGUGAAGUAGCAAUUUACUUCAACAGUUUUUGCAUAAUGUGAGAAGACCCAAAAACUGAUUUUAUUUAAUAUAUGGUACUGAAACUUCAAGGCAGCAUGUAAUGUAUUGACAAGGACAAUUACUAAUUUAAAAAAAAAAAAAAAGUGGGGAGGGAGCUACUGUUUUGACAAGGUAUUUCAGAUGUUGAAUUACAGCUGGUAUGAUCCCAUUUUCAUUCUUCAAUACAGUUUUUUUGAGGAUUUUUACAUUUAAAGGAAAGUUUUGUUUAGAGCUUUUUUCAUUACAACUAAGUUUGUCUGGAUAUAAUUGUAAUGCAUAGGUAGUAUUGUAUAAAUGUAGGACAUUACAGCUUCUGCAUACAAAUGAUUACCAUCUUUAAAAAUGUUAGCUAUACUGUCUUCAACUUUUUAUAUGUUGUAGUUGCAGGCUAUAGCACUGUACAUAAGCAGGAAAAUGUGUGCCUGUAAGCAUCUUAGUGAUACUUUUAUAUUUAUUUCUUGUAAAUUUAAAUAUUCCUUUGUAUAGAAAAAUAAUUGCUGUUUUAACUUUUAUUGUACUUUGCAUUUGUCUUUAAUUGAAAUAAUUUACUUUAACAUAGAAUGAUACAGAAGCUAAUUUGCUCAGUAAGUGAAAUCACUUACAGUGGUUUAAAUACAUUCACCAGAUACAGGACUGUAAAUACAAACACUAUUGGUCUUUAACCUUUAGUGACCUCUUAUUACAACAGAGAGGGGUAAGAAACUGGGUGUCUUCAAAGGAGAGCACCAAGAAUGAGGAACUGAUAAGUAAAGUAGCCAGUAGGUUAUUAAAUACAGCUAAAUUAUCUUAGUGGCUUGAGUAAGUCAAUGGGAGCUUUUGCCAUUGAUUUCAGCAGGGUCGAUAUUUUAUCUUGAGUGUGGGUUCCAGAGAUUAAACACACUGCCAUUUCUCAUCUGCAACGAUAAAGUAACGAAGUGUUAUUUUUUGAAUUAAAAAAACAUAAAUACAGAAAAUAAAUGCUAGCUGCUGCAUUUAGUAGCCUAGUAAAUUGUUCAUUUUUUUUUGUGUGGCUGUUUUUAAGGGGCAGCUCUUGAGCAGUUACAAUGUAUUUCUGUUUGUACUUUGGUCCUUUUUUGGCAAACCAAAUCCUGAGGCCCUAGCUCAGUAAUCCCUGAAGCAAAGUUUCAUUUUCUUUGUGUUAUUUGUCUGGAAAAGAUGGAUUUAGGCUCUCCAUGUGAAACAGCUGAACAAAAAUAGAACCCAUCCAACAUUGUGAAGAUUUUUGAAGAGAAGUUAGCGGGAGCGCUGGUUGUGCCUACUUCUUACGCAGGUGUGCAGCUGUGGCCAUUUCUUCUGCUCCGUGCGUUCUUGGAGAAAGGUUGGAUGCUGCCAGAGCAUGAGCUAGAACAACAUUAGUGCCACACUGCAGACUGAUGGACCCUGGAAGGGGAAUUUUUUGAGGCAGGCAUAUGCUGCAGGGGAGAGAGUACUUUGCUUUCCCAGAGGACUCAGUAGGGAGCCCUGGAAAUGCUCUUCUCAACCAAAUGCAUCAGUUAAACACCUCCUUUCUGGGUCUCUCUCGUAGUUCAGCAACUGAACCUGUUCAUUACUCAAACCCUCUUGUGGUCCUAUAUGCAAUGCCUGGGUUCUUUUGGUCACCUGUGUCUGAGACUACUCUGAAUAUGCUUUUGAAGUGCAAACUUAAAGUAUUUGUUGUAUUUAUCCACAAGGUUUUAACUGCAUGUUAAUAAAAGACGGUACUGGAAUGCUAGUAGCGGGAAUGCAUUUCUGUGAAUGCUUUAAAUAUUGGUGAAUUGCCUUUGCACUGUUUCUUGUAAAUUUAUUUAAUGUUCUUGUAUUUAUAUUUUCAACUGUAAAAUAUAUAUAUAUAUAUUUACAGCAAGUAAGCACAUCAAAUAUAUAAACUUUGUCUUUUAGAUAAAUGUAUUGUCAUAUGGGAUUGUGUUACAGUUCUUCAGAUGACAUGAGCUGGAGAAAAUGCUGACCUUGCCCUUGCAUUUAUUUUUUAUUUUUUCCUACAUCAUAUUUCACGUUUCAUGGUUCUAGCAGAUCUGUUUGUAGCAAAGAAAAGGUCUGAUGUGUCUGUCUGCUCAGUGCUUGUCCUCAAGUGUGCUGAAAGUCUUCCAUCAGAAUGCUGUGAGCAAAAGCACGUGGCUGAGUUUGGCUUCGAUGAUUAAAUUCCAUACUAAAAAGGAUA